AUGUUUUCUCCACUUCUGUGUUGCCUCAUCUUCCUCUUUCCCCUCUUUUCACUGGCCUAUGAAGGCCCUCGUGGGACUUCCUGCGAUGGAACCACUUACUACGCCCCUAAUUCGACCUUCCCUUCCAAUCUAGACACAGCUCUCCAGAUUCUUCAGAACACUACUGCCUCCAGCGGUUUCGCCACCACGACCUCCGGCAGCAUUAAUCAGACAGUGACAGCCCUCGCCCUGUGUCGUGCCACCAUAAACCCAUCAGAUUGCCAGCUAUGCAUCGAUGUUGCCACAUCGGGCAUUCGCAAUGUCUGUCCCAAUGGAACAGCGGCUCAGGUGUGA
Molecule: messenger RNA, 333 nt
Organism: Vitis vinifera (wine grape)
Lineage: Eukaryota; Viridiplantae; Streptophyta; Magnoliopsida; Vitales; Vitaceae
Product: cysteine-rich repeat secretory protein 55-like
Exons: 1
Coding region: 1-333 (110 amino acids)
Source: RefSeq, a predicted model, not a curated record